Molecule: messenger RNA, 1207 nt
Organism: Gavia stellata (red-throated loon)
Lineage: Eukaryota; Metazoa; Chordata; Aves; Gaviiformes; Gaviidae
Gene: AUNIP
Product: aurora kinase A and ninein interacting protein
Exons: 2
Coding region: 32-1102 (356 amino acids)
Biological process (GO): spindle organization
Cellular component (GO): spindle pole; centrosome
Source: RefSeq, a predicted model, not a curated record
UCUGGAAAGGAAGCACGCCUUGAUCGCUCUCAUGCAGACAGGAGCCUCUCAGCCACGCACCAAGCAAACCACCAUCUCCGCCUUCUUCGGCACUCAGACAGAUGAAAAAGACAAAGAAAACUCCAGGCCAUCUCCCUUCAUCCCGAGUAGAGACUGCAAAGAAAAAGCUAUUCCGUUGGCUGCCUGCCCCGUGAAGAUCUUGGCUUUGCCGCAGAUGGAGGAAGCUCAGAAACAAUCCUUCAGAGCUGAGGCGAGGACGGUGCAGAUUACACCCCUGUGUCGUGCACAGAAAGCACCGUCCUCGCUGGCUCCUUUCCCAGACUCCUGGUUGUUAGAAACGCAGCCCCGCAGCAAAUGUGAAGCCUCCUGCGGGGCGGGAGAGGAUUGCUGCUGCUUCAGCUUCACCCAGGAUUCAGAGGGCAACCGGAUCAUCGCUCACAGAAAUGAGUCCGAUGUAUUUGCUGGAGAAACAGUUUCAGCAAGCGGCAGCGUAACUCCAGCCUGCAGGAUAAACGAACAGGCGGGCCAGCCGCUCCCAGAGGAGGCGAAGACCCGACUCCAUUUCCAACCAAGACUUGGUGCAAACCAGAAUAAGAAACCACAGCAAUCGAGUAGUGUUAAUUCUUUAAUUGAUUUCUCUGAGACUGAGAAUAUAAAUCCUGCUGUAACGAGAGACAGUACCUGGGCUGCUGGCUUUUAUUCAUCUCCGCAACGACCGACUGGCGCGCAGCCUCUGAGAGAGCGCAGCCAGAACGCUGGUGCUGAUUCAGCCGAGGAGGGACGGAGCAGUCCCUGCCGGCAGCUGUUCACCCAGGAUUCAGAGGGGAACAGAGUAAUCGCUCACCGCUGCCAGAACCUCCCAUCUCCUCGCGAGGACAACAGCAGCUCUCACCGGCAGCUGCCCGACUCUCCAUACAAGGGCUGUUCCAGCGAUGCCACGAACGGGAGCUUGAGCAAACCAGGGGAGCGGCAGUUAGAUAUGUGCUAUGAGUUACUGUUCACGCAGGAUUCGGAAGGGAACAGAGUGAUUAAACAUGGAGAAGUGACCUUGAAUGGGUCGACUAGUGACCUUGUGAAGCCUCAGGAAAGCAUUUUUCGGUAAGAAAGUGGUCAGAAUUUGGUAAGUGUACCCGUUGUUUCCGUUUGUAUGGUCUAACCAGCGUAUGCAUAGACCCGUGCAACAGGCAGGGCCUCUUGGUUCUCUGAA